AUGUCGCCGCCAAAGGGUGCUUUCACCCCGCUCUAUGUGCCAGUCACAAACAUCCCUGCAUCAGACAUCCCACUGCGUCCGGAAUACCUGGCUGUCUUCAAGCAUGCGAAUAUUGAGCCUUCGCACCUGAUCACACUGGAUGACUUGCCGCCGCUAUCCGACAUUCAGACUAGACUUGCUCCAGAAAAUACGAGGUGGAUUCUCGUGGACCACAAUGCUCUCCAGGGUCAAUUGGGCAAGAUCUACUCGCAAAGAGUCGCAGGUACUAUUGACCAUCACGACGACGAAGGCAAGGUACCCAAGGACACUGGUGAAGAGCCUCGCAUUAUCGAGAAAAGUGGUAGCUGCACUAGUCUCAUCACAAACUACUGUCGACCUACUUGGGAUAUGCUCUCUGCUUCAGCCCUAUCUUCAGGAGCCGCACAUGCACAAGGUGACAGUGCGUCUGACGAUGCUGCCGUCGUGAAGCGUUGGGACGCCUCAGUCGCUCAGUUGGGACUGGCCAGCAUCUUGAUCGAUACAGCCAAUCUUGGAGACGAGAACAAGACCACCGAACAUGACCGGAAAGCUGUGGAGUAUCUGGAAGCCAAGAUCGCGCUUUGUCCACAGCUGUCUGCAAGCUUCGAUCGCACAGAAUUCUACGAGGAAACCGAUGCAGCGAAAAAGGAUAUCGGCGCGCUAAAGCUGCAAGACAUCCUUCGGAAAGAUUAUAAGCAGUGGGACCAAAAUGGCUUGAAACUCGGCAUCAGCUCAGUGGUCAAGCACAUUGAGUUUCUGCUGCAUAAGGCUGGUGACGAGGCAAGCGCCGAGUCAGCCAGCGAUGCUUUUCUGGGCACUCUGGAACAGUUUUCGAAAGACCGCGAGCUGGAUCUGUACACGCUGAUGACCACGUCCACGUCAGCAGAAGGGCAAUUCCAGCGAGAGAUACUACUUUGGGCCUUCACCGACCGCGGAGUAUCAGCUGCGAAGAAGUUCGCUACAAAUGCCGCUGAAGAGCUUGGGCUCGAAGCUUGGCACGGUUCUGGCAGUGUGGCCGACACAACCCGUGACAACAAACAGUGGAGGAAGGUUUGGUGGCAACGUCGAGUACAGCACAGCCGGAAACGUGUCGCCCCUUUAAUCCGAGAGGCCAUGACCUGA
Parastagonospora nodorum SN15 is the source of this 1140-nucleotide messenger RNA. RefSeq lists its product as hypothetical. The transcript has a single exon. Gene Ontology annotation, molecular function: exopolyphosphatase activity. The record is from RefSeq and is a predicted model, not a curated record. Gene Ontology annotation, cellular component: cytoplasm. NCBI's taxonomy places the organism in Eukaryota, Fungi, Ascomycota, Dothideomycetes, Pleosporales, Phaeosphaeriaceae. The coding region runs from base 1 to 1140 and encodes 379 amino acids.